AUGGAUCACCAAUCAGCCGCCCAACCCAGCCAAUCCUCACAGGCCGACUCCUCAAAUACUCAAAAUUCCACAAUCCCCCAAAUCCAAGCAUUUCUCAGGUCCAAGGACGACACCCAACGCUUCGUCGGCCUGGCUCUGCUCAAGUCCGUCCUCGACAACACGCCUAACCUCCGGCAGGAUGAGCAAGUCGUCAAGACCCUAUGGGACAGCAUAUCCCCCCGGUUUCUGGACAGACUCAUAAAAACAGGGUCCACGCCCUCGGGUGAAAAUACCAAGGAGAUGCUGGACCUCGUUGUGUCUGUCAUGCACACGUUUGCUGCGCUGCUGCCUGAGUCGGCGAGGAGCGAGGAGAAGUUCACGGGGAGAAUACCUGGACUCGUAGGAGCUGUAUUUUCUGACGAGACAACGGCAUUGCUACUACAACUUCUUCACACGCUCGUCAGCACGCCAGCGGGUGCAAAAGCCUUCAUCGGCGCAGGUGAUGUCAGCGCCCUAACCGAGAUUGCACCAACACAUGCCCUUGUUAUGGAUAUCCUUUGCUUCGCGUGGCUGAAUGGCAUGGCCAUCGAUAUAGAGAAGCACGUGUUGAUCAACCAGAUUGUUGAUACCAUCCAAUCGCUCGUGUCUUCAUUCUCGGGGACGGAUGGUGUUACCCUACUCGAAUUUCUGGGAACCUUCUUUAGACAGGCUGACCCAACCGUCCUCCCCCAUGAACCUGGAUGGCUUAAAACAAUCGUCGGCUUCAUCCAUACCCUCGUCACCAGUCGUCCCAACACAGCCGCCAGAUCAGCCUACACCAACGCCGCUGCAUCCCUUCUACAGGCCUACCCACAAUCAACACCAAAGCUACUCUUCGCCGAAAACACAAAGGACGACAAACCUUUCGGGUACCUCUUGAUAAAUCUCAUGCUUAUCGACAUUCGAUCAUCCGCGCCAACACUCCUCGAACAACUAAACAGUCCCGAGUACGCCAAACUCUCCCGUCGACUAGCGUCCGCCUUUGACGUUAUUUCCAUCUUCAUCGGACAUCUUGUCCGCUGUCUCGAAGACGAGUCCCUAGACACGCUCAUCAUGUCCCCAGACAGUCUGUUAAAGCUGCGUAAAGGCAUUUCAGAAACCAUGUCUGUGACGGUGGAGUACCUCCGUGACAGGUGGGAUGCCACGUUUGCCGGAGCAAUGGGCCUGCACCCCGAUGCGAGAGCUUCCAAUGCCGAAACAGCAUCUGGCUCGCAUCGGACGUUGGCAUGGGACUCCAUGGUGAAUACAGCCGAUGAGGAUCCAUUGAUUUUGUCGGCGGUGAGGGCGCUAGCGCUGUGGCUAAGGGAAGACGAGAACGAGACGCUUCGAAAGGAAGCAACCGGUUUGAUUGACAUGCUAAUGGAGCUUUAUCAAAGCAGUUCCUCGGAGAAGCUGGAUUUCCGAGCCGCUAUCCUGGUGGGCAUGGAAGCCUUGGUCACCCUCCCGCAAGGGCGGCAGUUAUUCCUCCACAACGACGGGUGGAAGAUUCUGAGCAAAGACCUCAUUAGUCUUUUUCAAUGCUCCGAAGAGAUUGAGCAUGCCAACACCGCGAGGGGCAUUGAAAUCGUGCGGAUUUUGCUCUCGGUAGCUGAGGAAGAGUCGUCGGGUACCUCGGAGGAAUGGAUGGAUCUCGUCACUGCCGUGGCAGCAUGGGAUGUCCCCACGCAGGACGUCUCACCGCUAGCACAAGAGUUGCAGGUUGCUGUUUUGCAACUAUGCUGCACUUUGUUGGUUGGUGCGAGCGACGGCAUGCGCAGCAGAUACAGACAGUCGAUUGCUGCGAUUCAGGGGAUUGCCGCUCCGUUGCGGCGGAAAAUCGGCAAGGACGACGCGUUGGCCGAGGCGAUGGAAGACGUUGUAGAUACAUUGAAUGGAUUGACGCUAGGAACCAGGUAG
Messenger RNA from Metarhizium acridum CQMa 102, 1914 nucleotides. RefSeq lists its product as uncharacterized. The record is from RefSeq and is a predicted model, not a curated record. Lineage: Eukaryota; Fungi; Ascomycota; Sordariomycetes; Hypocreales; Clavicipitaceae.